Molecule: messenger RNA, 1914 nt
Organism: Thermothielavioides terrestris NRRL 8126
Lineage: Eukaryota; Fungi; Ascomycota; Sordariomycetes; Sordariales; Chaetomiaceae
Exons: 4
Coding region: 133-1800 (555 amino acids)
Biological process (GO): DNA replication, synthesis of primer
Cellular component (GO): alpha DNA polymerase:primase complex
Source: RefSeq, a predicted model, not a curated record
AUCGAAAUUCGACAGUCAACACCAGGGGAACAGAGCGGCAACAUCCUCUACAGGCAACAUCGAUCUUACCCCGCCGUGCUCUUUUUUGUGUGAUUGCUGUGAAAUCCGAGUUCAACGGUCCAACACGCAGCAAUGCCGCAUUCCGACCCCCCGGUCGCCGCUGAAGACGACACCGCCCCUGAAUCAACCGCACGGUUGGAGGAGGACCCCGCUGCUGCGGCCGCCAGUAGCUCGGCGGAGGAGGAAGAUGUCAUCAUGGCCGAGGCCGAUGGAGUACAAGGCGUGGUAGAAGAGCACAUCCCAGGGGCCGAGCCCCCUUCGGCGCAGGCGCAGGCGGGGGCAGAGGAGGCAGACGACGACAUGGUCGAGAUCACGCAGGAGCAGAGGCCAGGCGUCAAACUCGAGGACUUGUUUGACGGCGAGGACUCAGAAGACGAGGAAUUCCCAAGCUCCAGCAACGCCUUGAAAGUCGAGGACCAAGGAGCGGCCACUGCCGACGACGCUGCUGCCUUCGAGCUUCUUCGCACGUACUACCAACGAUGUUUUCCCUGGCGGUACAUGUUCCAAUGGCUGAACCACAGCCCGGUGCCGACGAACGACUUCAAGCACCGCGAGUUCAGCUUGUGGCUGCACAAUGAUGCCGUCAUGCGAUACCAGUCCUACAUGACCUCGGACUUAUUCCGGAAAGAUGUGUUGCGCCUCAUGCCGAGGCGGAUAGAAAUCGGCCCUGUCUACACGGCAGACCCGAGAGACCACAAGACCUUCCGCAAUUCAACCGCAUUCCAGGCCCUGGCCAAGGAGUUGUGCUUCGACAUCGAUUUGACAGACUACGACGAUAUUCGGACGUGCUGCGACAAGGCCAACAUCUGCCACAAGUGCUGGAGGUUUAUCACCAUGGCCAUCAAGGUGCUCGAGGCCGCGCUCCGGGAGGACUUUGGCUUCCAGCACAUCCUGUGGGUGUUUUCCGGCCGCCGCGGCGUCCAUGCCUGGGUCUGCGACAAGAAGGCCAGGACUCUGGACGACCAACAGAGAAAGGCGAUCACGGGCUACUUAGAGGUCGUCACUGGCGGCACGCAAGGCGGCAAGAAGGUUAAUCUCCGUCGGCCGCUGCAUCCCCACCUGUCACGAAGCCUAGACCUCCUCAAAGACCACUUCCAGCAAGACGUGCUGGAGGUGCAAGACCCGUGGAGGACGGCCGAGAAAGCCGAGGCGCUGCUGCAGCAGAUCCCGGACCCGUCGCUGCGGGCGGCGCUGCGCAGCAAGUGGGAGGCCUCGCCGGGGCGCAGCUCGGCGGCCAAGUGGGCCGACAUCGACGCGCUGGCGCAGAGCGGCGCGUCCUCGGCCGCGCUCGACCCGCGCGACCUGCUCGACGCCAAGCAGGACGUCGUGCUCGAGCACACCUACCCGCGCCUCGACGCCAAGGUCACCCAGCAGCUCAAGCACCUGCUCAAGAGCCCCUUCGUCGUGCACCCGGGCACCGGCCGCGUCUGCGUGCCCAUCGACCGCGCCCGCCUCGACGCCUUCGACCCGCUUGCCGUGCCUACGCUGCAGGACCUCGUCCGAGAGAUCGACGCGUGGGGCGGCGGCGGCGGCGGCGGCGGUGCGGAAGGGGUGAUGGCGGAUGGCGGCGGCCUGGAUGUGAAGCCUGUGCAGGACUGGGAGAAGACAAGCCUGAAGCCGUAUAUUGAGUAUUUCAGGUCGUUUGUGACGGCGCUGAUGAAGGACGAGAAGGAGGCCGCGGUCAAGAGGGAGCGCGAGGAGGAGGGGGUCCAGGUGAAGGUGGAGUCGCUGGAGUUCUAGUUUCGUCCGAGACGGGUAGUUUACCGGCUCGGCUCCGUCUCUGGCUCUGGAUGGGAUACCGCGAUUCGCGGGUGUUACGGUCAUGCCGACGGUCACUUGGGGAAAUGCAGCGGG